Messenger RNA from Eufriesea mexicana, 1144 nucleotides. RefSeq names its product surfeit locus protein 1 (gene Surf1). Gene Ontology annotation, cellular component: membrane; mitochondrion. The record is from RefSeq and is a predicted model, not a curated record. Lineage: Eukaryota; Metazoa; Arthropoda; Insecta; Hymenoptera; Apidae. Gene Ontology annotation, biological process: mitochondrial respiratory chain complex IV assembly. Bases 184 to 1116 code for a protein of 310 amino acids. The transcript is spliced from 6 exons.
UGAAAGAAUGGAGAUCAAAGACCCGGUCGUCAACGUAACUGUUUUCUACGAAAUAAUGAAAUGUUCUGUACGCCUGACAACUUAAAUGGCAACCCAGGCUGGUAAAAUUCCCUUGCAUAUAUUACUAUCUAUUACAAACUAGAAGAACGUAACAUAUAAACUUUUAAAGCGGUAUCUAUAAAGAUGAUGUUAUUAAUUAACAAAAUUUUAACAAAAGGACGAAACCCAUCUAAUAUUGUUAUUGUUCGAUUUUUAAACAAGAAGAGUUUAUCUGAGUUAUGGUGUAACUUCAGAAAUGUCAAAAAGCCAUAUGAUAAGAAGGUGAAACCUAACCUUUUCAUGCCUAAAAAUAAAUAUAAUAUUUCUUACGAUUCAAGUGAAAAGAUUCAUUUUUCUGCAUAUUUUUUAUUGGGUAUACCAAUUUGUGCAUUUGUGCUUGGUACAUGGCAAAUUCAAAGACUUAAAUGGAAAUUAGAUUUAUUAGAAAGACUGAACAGCCGUAUUAAUCAAGAACCUAUUGAAUUACCAGAAGAUUUAGAAGAUUUAGAAUCAAAAGAAUAUUAUCCUAUUAAAGUGAGAGGAACAUUUUUACAUGACAAAGAAUUUAUGGCAGGAUAUAGAAGUUUAAUAGUAGAUGGAAAACCAUUAGAUAGACCUAUGUUUGGACUAAAUAAAGAUGCAAGAGGAUAUCAUAUCAUUACACCAUUUAAAUUGGCAGAUCGAGAUUUAACAAUUUUGGUAAAUCGUGGAUGGGUUCCAAAAAUGCAUAAAAAUCCACAAACAAGACAAGAAGGUCAGAUAGAUGGAGAAACAGAAAUUGUAGGAAUUUUAAGAUUGAAUGAGAGGAGACCAUCCUUUGUCCCUAAAAAUCGACCAAACCGUAAUAUGUGGUAUUAUAGAGAUGUGUAUCAAAUGUCUGAAAAGGGAGGCACAUCUCCCAUAUAUCUUGAAGCAGUUGUAGAAGACAAGUCAUAUAAGUAUCCAGUAGGUGGUCAAACAAGAGUAGAAUUACGAAAUGAACAUUUUAGUUAUAUCUUGACUUGGUAUAGUCUCUCAUUAAUCACUUCCUACUUAUGGUAUAGGAAGUUUGUAAAAGGAAUACCAGUAACCGCGUAAAAACAAUGUUGCAUUGUAUAAACAUUUA